This is a messenger RNA of Porites lobata, 938 nucleotides long. The record is from the annotation of a GenBank genome assembly. Lineage: Eukaryota; Metazoa; Cnidaria; Anthozoa; Scleractinia; Poritidae.
GAAGUUCUCAAAGAUGCCUUGCAGCCUAAUUUUCAACAGGUUGAAGACAGGCGACUCCGGGCACCGGUUCAAGAUCUCCCCGCAGUUCUUCUUAAAUCCAAAGCCGACAGUACCGCAAGGAAGUACGAAAAGGGCUUCGAUACUUGGAGAAAAUGGGCUUCUUAGUUUAAAGAAAUUGUAAUAUUUCCCGCUUCUAUUGUACACGUUUCAUUGUUUUUUCUUAGCUUGAUUCAAGAAUCUGCUUCUUGCAGUACUAUUGACGAAGUGCAUUAUGGGCUCAAGUGGGUGCAUGAUUUGGCAGCUCUACCCGACCCCUGUAAUUCCUCGUUAGUCUUACCUUUAAUAGAAUCUGCUAAGAGGCUUCUUAGUAUCCCUGUUAAAAAGAAAGAGCCUGUGACCCCUGAGGUUAUUCAGCUUUUAUUUGCUAAGUAUGGAUCGUCUUCAGCUAGUUUGUCUGAUUUACGACUGCUUACUUUGUGCGUUUUAGGUUAUGCAGCGUUCAUCGAAGUAAGACUGACGUUUACAGUGAUGGGGCUUGGGUUGUUAUCGCUAAACCUUUCAAGCAUACAUGUCCUUAUUUAUUAGUUCAACGAUAUUUUGUGGCCGCUUCUUUUUCAGCGGACGGCGAAGAGUUCAUUUUUCGCACUCUUGUUUUCCUUCGCGAUACCGGAGCUUAUAAAAUGCGCGGGUCUGUUCCUUUGUCUUAUACUAGAGCGCGGGAGAUAGUGCUUAGCGCUUUCGAUUCCAUCGGCCUUCCCAGGCAAGACUACGGUCUCCAUAGCCUUAGGGCCGGAGGUGCCUGCGCUGCUGCUAAUGCUCGAGUGCCUGACAGAUUGUUUAAAAGACACGGCCGUUGGAAAUCAGACAAGGCAAAAGACGGCUACAUUAAGGAUAAUGUUCAUUCAUUGUUGUCGGUUUCUUUAUCACUGGGUAUUUAA